Molecule: messenger RNA, 963 nt
Organism: Mycena indigotica
Lineage: Eukaryota; Fungi; Basidiomycota; Agaricomycetes; Agaricales; Mycenaceae
Exons: 3
Coding region: 1-963 (320 amino acids)
Source: RefSeq, a predicted model, not a curated record
AUGACCAAGUGUCUGGCGGCUUUCAGCGCCGUUUUUUUCUUCGCUGUAGCUAACGCAGCGGCGGCUAGCUGCUCAGGGCCGUCAGAUGCGCAACCAUUGUACCGCGAUUUCACCGUCUCUGGAAACGAUCACCUCUACACUGUUGACCUUCCCGAAUCGCAGAGAGCCGUCAAUAUCCUGGGUUUCGUGUCAGAGGGCAUCCGAGCCCUCGUUUUCACCAAACAAGUCGCUGGCAGCGUCAGACUGCAUCGCCUGUACACUCCUUUCGAAAACGACCAUUUCUACACCACAAACCAGACCAACGAUGUCACGAAAGCGUUGAGUCUAGGUUAUGUUCUGGAAGAUGACCCCAGCCAACACACACCCAUCUAUGUCUAUCCAACUCCUUUGUGUGGCGCUGUUCCAUUCUACCGCUUGCUCAACCUGGGGGUCGUUAACGAAACUGUCGACCAUUUCUACACGGUGAAUGAGACCGAGAAGGACACCAUUUUGAAGUAUGGCUGGGUGCUGGAGAAAAUCGAAGGUUACGUUUUCCCAUUCGAUGCGAUCUCUAUUACUGCAACAUCCGGGAUUACCGGGCCGUCUUCUCCGAUGAUCAUGCCGCACAAGGCACCAACCCCUGUUGGGGCUAUUGUCGGCGGCACUGUUGGUGGUGUUGUUGGUCUCGCGCUCAUCGUCAUCGCUGCUCUAUACGCCCUGAGGCGGCGCCAGAGAGCCAGGGAUACUCGACUUGGCGUCUCUCCCAUCGACGUUCAAUAUUUCCCGUCCAUGUCCAAUGUCUCCAGCUCUCCUGCGUCAUCAUUAGCUGGCUCUGGCGCGGAGGCUGCCCCGCUUUCAAGCAAGCGCUACCCUGAAAGAAAUCGUCAACCGACCGUGGUUAAUCAGCAUCAUGAUAGCGGUGCUCGAUAUGUGCAGCUCCCACCAGACGAAGAAGAGUUGCCUCCCGGAUAUACCAUGAACUGA